Messenger RNA from Penaeus indicus, 1289 nucleotides. RefSeq names its product retinol dehydrogenase 12-like. The transcript has 9 exons. Lineage: Eukaryota; Metazoa; Arthropoda; Malacostraca; Decapoda; Penaeidae. The record is from RefSeq and is a predicted model, not a curated record. Bases 135 to 1181 code for a protein of 348 amino acids.
CUUCGCCGCCAUUGGCCACAGGCAGACAUGACCACGUCGGUUCUCGUUUUCUUCUCCUCUCUGUUCUAUACACACCUGUUUGUCGGAGACCGAGGAAAGUCCUAACCGAAGCAGAGAAGAUAGUGUGAAAAACAAUGCAGGUUGCGAUUGACUAUCUCUCGGAGAGCGUCUUCUGGCCUGUGACGUUACUGGUGGUUCCUCCCUGGAGUUUCGUGUCGUGGGCGGUGAUCGGAGUCCUGCUGUGGGUCGUUAAUCGUAUAAGGUACCCUUGGUGCCGAGACGCGUCAAAAAUGCUCGGCAAGACGGUCAUCAUCACUGGCGCCAACAAAGGCAUCGGACUAGAAACGGCUCGAGAACUGGUGACUCGAGGCGCUACCGUCGUCAUCGCCUGCAGGAGCAUGGUCAGAGGAAACGUCGCUAGAGAUGAUAUCCUGAAGGGGUUGAAAGGCAACGUGAACGGCGGAACUGUCGAAUUGGCGUACCUUGACGUCUCCUGCAUGGCCUCCGUCAGGAAGUUCGCCGCAGCCUUCCAGGGUCGCAAGAUCGAUGUGCUGAUUAACAACGCUGCAGUUGCUGAUCUGCCUCAGCAGCUGACUGAUGAGGGUCUCGAAUUGACAGUUGCUACAAACCACCUGGGGCCUUUCCUACUGACACAUCUCCUGAUGCCUGGUCUCAUUAAGGCAGGGGGCCGGGUCGUCAACGUCGCCUCCACGGGCCAUCACUGGGUCAAGAAAGCCUCCGAACUUGAUCUGGAAGGAGACCUGAAGUUCGAGUUCUCGCGUCCUUUGCGCACGCUCGAGAUCUACGUCGUCACCAAACUUAUGAAUGUUAUUUUCACCAUGGAACUUAAUAGGAAGCUAAAAGGAACAGGAGUGACGACCAAUUGCCUCCACCCCGGAGUAGUUAACACAGACAUCUUCGACCCUAUGAUUUCCCACGUCUGGUAUGGCAUCUUCAUCCGCCUCUAUGUGUGGGCAUACGCCAAGACGAAAUCCGAAGGCGCCCAGACGAGUAUUUUAGUAGCUGCUUCCGAGGGUCUCAAGAACGUCUCAGGGAAAUACUUCGAGGAUUGCAAAGAAUCCAAGCCAUCGCCACUCUCCCAGGAUGAGGGAAUCGGCAAGAAACUGUGGGAAAUAAGCGAACGCCUAGUCCAGCUGCAGCCACACGAACGCACGAUUUGAAUCCGGUCUCUGAGAUGAUUCUGUUUGUAUUCGAAUUCGUGUGAUUGGAUUCAUACCUACUGCCAUGUAACCGAAUCGACAGAAAAUAAGGAAUAAAGACUUAGACUA